Messenger RNA from Owenia fusiformis, 2988 nucleotides. NCBI's taxonomy places the organism in Eukaryota, Metazoa, Annelida, Polychaeta, Sabellida, Oweniidae. The record is from the annotation of a GenBank genome assembly.
CCCGGAAGUACUUCAAGUUUUCUUUUCCAUUAGUCAACUUUUCUUUUUACGAUAAUGACAUAUUUGAGUUAUGAUAUAUGAUAAUUGUGGAAGUAAACAAAUAUUUGUAUUGUACAUACAAUUGUGACCAGGUUUGAGUAGCUGUUUAGCUUGUUGGAGGUCCAAAAAGCUUGCGAAGUGCAGAGGUCAAAACGGGUCAAUCAGUGCAAAACCACCAAAACAUGGCAGCACACACGGACACCUAUUUAUUACAAAUUUGCCACGUUUGCAGUAGAAAGAUGAGCAUUUAUCUGACUCUAGCACUAGUUUUUCAGGUAAUUCACGUACAUGCGAUCCCAGAGGACCCGUUGAUGACCUAUGAUCAAUGGUAUUCUGCAGGGACAGCAGCAUACACCAAGGAAAAAUGGGUGUCAGAUUGUGUACGUCGAUGUAAGAAGCGUGUCUUCGAAGAACGUCCCGAUGGCACGGCUUCCAAAGAAGUUGAAGAGGCAUUUGAAUCAUUAAAACCAUAUGACUACCUCCAGCUUUGCUAUUACAAGAUUGACAACCUAGAGCAAGCCAUAGCAACAGCCUAUACCUUCCUACUUGGUAACCCAGAGCAUGAGCCUAUGCGACGCAACAUUGAAUAUUACAGAAAGAUGCCUGGUGUCAAGCUGGAUUGGUUCAAAGAUAUAGAGCUUAAAACAUACCAGGCAUAUUACUUACAAGCCCUUGAUCACUACAAGAAAGACGAAUGGCUGAUGGUGCUAGAAAAUAUGGAAAAGGCUCUACAAAAUUAUUACAAGGAACAUGAGCAAUGUGCUGCUCUGUGUGAAGAAAAAUAUGACCAUGAAUCAUUCCCAGAAUUCUACAAUGCUAUAUCAGACCACUACAUCAGUGUAUUGAAGUGUAAGAUGAACUGUCCAGUCAAGAUGGGAAGGGUGUAUGGUAAACCCAACAAACACUACCUAGCAGACCAUUUCCACUAUUUGCAGUUUGCCUAUUACAAAGUGGGUAAUAUUGAGAAAGCUGCACAGGCUGUUGCAUCAUUCCUUCUCCUCAAGCCCGAUGAUGACACCCAGUUCCGCAACAAGAUAUACUACCUCACACAGGAGAGCAUUUCAGAGACACAUUUUACACCCAGACAGGAUCUGAUGAAGUUCCAUUUAGAGCAAACACAAAUGUCUCAGUUGCUAAGAUACGCAGAGAAACAUUAUAUCAGUGCUGACUCGGAAAUGGAGGAAAAGGACUACCCAGAGGAAGUACCCCCCAGGAACAGAGGCGUUAACCCAGAGGACCUUAUCAAGACUUAUCCAGUAGACCCUGAGGGUAUCAAGGAGUAUGAAGGGCAUGGUGUGAAGAUCAUUGGAGAUGAAGUUUUACUCAAUGGCACUGAAAGGUUUGCAGCUGAUGGCAUUUUGACUGAGGACCAAUGUAACACCCUCAUAGAGCUUGCACAGAAAGCAACAAUUGGCGAUGGAUAUAAAUCAUUAAACAAACCAGGGACGUCACCUCAUACAAGUCAUGAGAUAUUUGCAGGACUCGAUGUUACUAAGGCUUCUGAGCUUGCUCAGAAUGCAGAUGUUGAUCCUGAGUGGGUACAGCUGUAUUUAGAUGUGGCUGACAAGGCAAGGGAUCUUGCAAGGAAGUAUUUUGUUGGCGAUAAACCACUUUACUUUGACUUCACCCAUCUAGUCUGCAGAACUGCAUUGGAAGGAGGAAUAAACAGAGAGGAUCUAAGCCACCCUAUACAUGGGGAUAACUGUCUGUUACUCCCUGAUGGAACUUGUAAGAAAGAGAGACCAGCAUAUGUACAGAGAGACUACAGUGCUUUGGUGUACUUGAAUGGCGACUUUGAGGGAGGAAACUUCAUGUUCAACUACCCCAAUAAAACAAUUCAGUCUGAAGUGAAGCCAAAGUGUGGAAGAAUAGUCUCAUUCAACGCAUCAAACUUGCACGGUGUGCAGCCAGUUAUUAAAGGCAAACGCUGUGCCGUUGCAUUAUGGUUCACUCUGGACUCCAACUACCGUGAAGCGGCACAUAUUAUCGCCCGCAGCAUGCUGAAAAGUAUUUCAAAGAAACCCACUGGACCCAAGGUUAUUAGCCACACUGAACUAUAGUUGGUGAUAAUUGGGAAAUGUCACCAACAUACUACGCAUUUAUUUAAGGUGUUACCAUUGCUGAGAUUUAUGGGUGAAGUGCACCACCAUUGCUAAGAAUUGUGGGUACAAUGCACAGGAAUAUUACUGAAACAUUUUGAAUGCUCAAUUUUAUUCAUUUUUGUUCUUAAAUAUGCUCUGUUUUUAUACUAAACUACAGCCAUAACAUGACGUAAUUAAUGUAAAAGUUGAUUUAGGUAGCAAGAGUGGUGAAAGUUCUUGGAUGGAAACUGUUUUGAUAAGUUGGAUUAGUUGUUAUCUGGUUGUUAUGGCAUCAAAAUCCCACUUAUAAUUUCUUUAUUAGCAAUGACUGAAAAUAGUGAAAGUUCAAUUAUUUUUACCGGUAUUUCUCAAUAAUUAUAUGUGAGUGAUUUUAGACUUUUAUUAUGGCAUUUGAGCUAUAUGUCAGAGUAAACUGCGCAUAGAGAAACAUAAACAUUCUAACAUUUAGAUAUACAAUACAACAAUGACAUACUAAUACUAGUCACUACAAACUAUGAUUGAAUUGAACUGAACCAUCCUAAACCAUUCAAUCUACCUAGGGUAACUUUUCAUUAUGGAUACUAAUAAUUGAAUGCUUGUAUCGGUUAGAAAAGAAACAUUUCCACUUUCCAGUGAUAAAAUAGUUUUGUUUCUGGUUGCUGGGUGGUUCAAUAGUUAUCAAAUAUAAACUGUGGUACAGCAUUUGGUGAUUAGGGAAGAAUAUACCUUGCAAUAAAUUGGAUGGGUUCCAUUGGUGGAUCCAGAAGCUAACAAGUGGGGGGGGCAAAUUUUGAGUCAGCUAAACAUUUUCCCUUAAAAUCAAAAAUUGGGCCCUAAUGUUGAAAAUUUAAGGCCCAUUUUUUGAUAA